Molecule: messenger RNA, 2777 nt
Organism: Uloborus diversus
Lineage: Eukaryota; Metazoa; Arthropoda; Arachnida; Araneae; Uloboridae
Exons: 4
Coding region: 163-672 (169 amino acids)
Cellular component (GO): extracellular region
Molecular function (GO): hormone activity
Source: RefSeq, a predicted model, not a curated record
CUAAACGCACCAGGACUUAGUUACCUAUAUUUCCAAAGCCCGUGACCGAGAGGCUAAUAGGGACACAGGGAACUUUUUUUCUCUUUCCGUGACACUUGUUCCGAAGGUUAGACUCCAAAAUUUUUUGGUGAGCUCUUUGUUUUUCCUGACAUUCCUCUAGCAAUGAGCGUGUGGCUUCCAUUCACUCUGUGGACCGUUUUCACAUCCAGCCUUCUGUUGUGCAGCGCGGGGCACACCAGUUACGAUUCUGAAGAUGUAAAGCGGGACUGGCCGAGGGAGGAUUCGAGUCAAGGGUUCCCCCUCUUCGAUAAAGAAGGUGAUGAUGAUCUCGUAGAAUCUUCUCCCAGCCGAGGCCAAUAUUUCACCGAGUGGAGGGAAGCAAUGCCAAGGAGUGGAUAUUUUGACAAAACAGCAACUUCUCUGAGGAACGAGGCAGGCAGUUUGAUGCCAGUGAAACGUGAGGGACAUUCCUUGUCAAUCGUCAAUCCUCUGGACGUUCUCAGGCAACGCCUCAUGCUUGAGAUGGCUCGCAGGAGAAUGAAGGUCAACCAAGAACAGAUCCGGGAAAACGAAUUACUCCUGAAGAAUCUCGGAAAGAGGGCCACUUCUCAAGACAGAACGGGAGAAUUUAGGCGACACCAAGUGUCUGAUUUGGAAGAUUUUGAGGUUUGAGUGAAGCUAUCUCGCUGGCGCGAUGAAAAUUCUGUAUAAAAGACAUUCAUAUCUUUCCAAAAACAUGAUAAAUAUCUGACAAUGCAGUAUUAAAGUGUUUAUAUGUAGCUCCAAAACCAAUUUGUUCCUGCACUCGUUUUCAAGCACUACACGGAAAGCAUAUUUCAAGGGGAUUCUACUACUACUACUCCAAUUUCCUCUGAUCGGCUUGCUCAUUUUUCUUCGCUUCACUAUAAUGUCUCAGUUACGGUUUUAAUUAAUUUUCAUCAAAAGCAUUUUUUCAUAAAUAUUUUUAAUAAAUAACUUCCAUGAUGUUUUAAAAAAUAUAUAUUUUUUACUUUAAUUGAUUCUAGAACUAAAGUUCAUUAAGAAUUCUAGAAUAUGAACUUUGUAAAUAAUUAUUUCGAAAGAAGUCAUUUUGUGAGUUUCUUUUUGUGAAAUUAUCAUAACUCUGUUUCAAACAAAAUCAGUAGGAAUUAGUAAAGUAACUAUUAAAGCUACCUAUACAUGCUAUACGUUCUGGAGUUAUUUAACUAUGCUGUGAAACACAACUUUAUGUUGUAAAAUGAAAACAUUGAGUAAAAUAUUGUUUCAGAAUGCAAAAAACCCGUCUCGAUUAUUUAUAACUGCACAUAAAGAAUGAAAAUUAUGAACAAGAAUCUGUGCAAAAUAUUAUAUCUCAAAGUUUACUUUCUUUACGUAUCUAAGGAAAGAAUUCAGUUUGUAAUGGAUACAAAUUUUCCUUAACAUUGCUGUUAAGAACAAUUUGUAUAACAUUCAUAAUGGCGUGUACAGUACUUAUUGCCAUAGUACAGAUAAUGUUCUCUGUUUUCACUGUACUUAAAAAGUAAAAACAAUUUCAAAAUCUUCAAAUAGAAUUAAAUAAUUAAAACAAACUUUAUUUGAUAUUUGUUGCUCGUUAAUAUUUUAAAAAAUGCCUAAAUUAAGGAAGUUAAGAAAGAAUACAAUAAUCAUUCUGUGUUAAUUCAUUUUGUAGUAUAUAACAUACAACAACUCUGUAGUAUACAAUAUUCAACAUAUUCACAUCGUUUUUGCUCGUUCUAACCUUCUUUUCAAAGUAAGUAAUUGAAAAGAGCAACUUAUAUUAUUAAUAACUAAAACGUCGUUUGUGAUAAUAGUUCGUUUAAAUAUUAAUAAAUCGUAGUAAAUAUCGUAAGGUUUGGGUUAAUUUCUUUUCACGAAUUUUGAAGUAAAAGAAUAGCUAAUUUUAGCUGUCAAAGAAAUUAGUUUUAUCUUAUAAAUGAUCAACAUAGUAACGUAAAACAAUUCAAAUGUUUUGCUUAGUAAAGCAUAAAAUGAAAACAGAAUCGUUGUUAAAUUUAUUCUGCACUUCAUAUAAAACAAACUAUCCCCCCAAAUAAGCAUAUAAAAUUCAGAAAAGAAAAUUUUAUUACUUUUUAAUUAGUAUGGCAAAAAAUAAUGUUUCAAGAACAUUCAAUAAAAGAAAGAGAAAAUUCACAGCCCAAAUAAUAAUGAUAAAUUUGCGGGCGAAAGCUGUUUAAUAAAAACAUGAAAAUAUCAUUUUUUCGAACUAUAAAUUAAGCAAAUGAACUUUGUUGUUUGUAUAUUCCAACUAACAAAUAAAGAAACAGCUUUAAUCUCACCGCCCUUGCUUUUAAAAGAUUAUUACUUAUUAAAACGCAAACAUAUUUUUAUUUAAAGUAAAAAUAUUCAUUACAAGUUAUUUUUACAAUAGCGUGCUAUUAUAAAUUUAUUUAUCAGUGAUUGCACCUUAACAUAUGUACUUCUAAAAGGUUCUAUCUACUUUUAAAAGGUUCUUUCAUCCAAUUGAGCUAAAUAUUUUGACAAGAAGGCUUGGAUUUUUUUUCCUUCUAACCUUCAGGUUUAUUUUUGGCGGCAAAAUGGUUAAUUAAAUCUAAGAAACGUGCUUCGGUGUAGUGUGCUGAAAUCAAACUUAUUUUUUUCUCAUUUGGAUUCCUGUCAAUAUUUGAAAAUUUUAAUUAUGGAAUAAAAUAUCAGACAUCUCAGAAGGCAAAAUGUUCUAUUUUGAAAAUUUUCAGUGGCACUCUUUCUGUACGUUACUUCUUGUAUCAUAUUUCAUUGUUCAAUAAAAACUUGUGUUA